Effrenium voratum is the source of this 1863-nucleotide messenger RNA. Lineage: Eukaryota; Dinophyceae; Suessiales; Symbiodiniaceae. The record is from the annotation of a GenBank genome assembly.
AUGCCGAUGCAAUACGAGGACUUCAAGGCCCGGCGCCCAGGUUCUGAGAUCAAGACCUUGCUCCACUGCGUCACGGACGUGCGAGGCCCUACGCGCAAGAACACGGGAAGCUGGGAGGCUGGAGUGGAGGAGCAGGCGCUCAGGUCGGUCAAGGAGGCUCUGCAGAAGGUUGGUGUGGUGGAGGGGCCGCAAUCCAACACGGAAGAGCAAGAGCGGAAGGUGCUAAGAGUGUCAAAGAUCACGCCGGGGGAGUGCUUUGGCACGGGCGCAGCGCUGAGCGACACCUCAAACGCUGGCAUAGAUGGUGUGGAGAGUUGCUUGCAGGACUUCAUGCAACGUCGGAAGUCCACAAACCUGCGGAUGUUGGUGCUGCCGCCAGCCCAGGCCGUGAGUAAUGCUAUCCAAAUUGACCUUGACGACAGCCUGGCGAGCGAGGCCCAAGACGAAAAUGAGGAGACGCAGUCUUUCGAGCAGACGUACGAGAGGGCCCGACAGGCGAGAAAAUUGUGGGAGAUGUACAAGAACUUUACGCGCGAGCAGAAGGAGCUCGGUGUGGGCCGACAUGAAGCACAUCAAAGAUGGCAAUUGGCGGAGGAAGUGGACUGGUCCAAAGUCACGAAGGACGAGGAGAACCAGGCGAAGAAGAAGAAGAGGAUCGGCAACCUACGUUGCGGGAAUGGCAGGCUCAGCAACCGAUCGGACAAGACACAGUUCACCAACACGGUGCUGCAGCGGAGGAAGUGCGGCAGAGUCUUCCAGAAGAAGUUCAACUUGAGCGACAGCGAAUUGGAGGGAGGCAUCAUGGAUUUUGUGGACGUGUUCGAAGAUGAGCGGCUGAAGAGCCCAGCGGCGCUCACAAACUGCCCUCAGCCACUGCCUUUGGAAGAUGGGCAUGUCGAACUCCCGAAGGAGAAGGAGAAGGCAGAGGUGCCAGAGGACUUGUGCUGGGAGCCGGAGCUAAAAACGGAGUGGAGCUGGGUUGUGGUGGAGGAGUGUGGCACGGUCAACACGAACCUGGCUGGUGCUGCGACAGUGCCUCAGGGCGAUGUGCCAGAGGACUUCUGCUGCGCAGCCUCCAAGCGGCCGCUCUUCUACCCUGUGGUGACGGAUCAGGGCAUUGCCUACUGCUAUUCUGUCCUUUUCGAGAUGUUCCUGAAGGCCGACGUUGUGCCCACGUGCGUUGUCACCGGCGAGCCUAUCUGGUUUUUUCCACAAGUCUGCGUGCCGCUGCAUCACUUUAUGCUGGACAUUUACAAGAAGGAUCUUAAAGGUCGCAAGGCCAUCGAGGAGUCCAUCUUGGCCGCCUUUAACCUCAAGGCUCCCGUCGUGUCGGAGGCGCCGGAUGAGGAAGGCGAUGAGGGCUUCCUUGAGGAGUUCUCCUGUCCAGUCAGUGGCGAGUUGGCCGUUAGUCCUUGCUGCCUCUCCAGCGGCACUAUCGUGAGCGCGCACUGCGUCCCACGCGGCGGCUUCAAGAAGGAUCCGAACAGAUUGGUGGCUUGCGGCCUGCAUGGGCAAGCCCCGAUAAAGAGCGAGGUGCUUGAGCUGAUGAUCAGGACCAAGUUCCCUUCGCAGUACAAGGCUUUGGAAGCCAAGAAAGCAAGUGUUGAGCUCGUACCGCAGCCCACCUGCGGAGACUUCGCCGCGGACGAGCACGUGCAUCUGGGGCUAGGCUGCGAUGGCUGCGGACUGUGGCCCAUUCGUGGUGCAGCUUAUGAGGAUGUGGACUGCAGAAGUUCCACUGGCUUUCACCUUUGCCAAGCGUGCUACGACCUGGGCUACCACAAACGCGUGCUGGGAGGCCGUUUCAAUCAGGGGCACAUGCCAAAGAACUCCAUGAGCCACAUCAGUGAGGCGAUCUUUUGA